UGUCGCCCUUCUGUUAUUAUUUGACGAAAUUUCAUGUGAUUAUUGAGAUGUUUGUUUUCUCUGUUUUACAAAUAUGAUAUUCACUGUCAUGUAGAUUAUAUACAAACCCCAUUGAGUCAAAUACACAGAAACUCAGAAUGUCGUGUUAUGGAUGUGGAACUUCUUUCAGUUUAUUUAAAAAAGAGCAUGGCUGUAAAAAUUGUGGAUUUGCCUUCUGUAAUUCCUGUCUAAACAAGAAGAUAGCUGUCCCCAAACUGAAGAAUGAAAAACACCAUGUGUGCAAUAAGUGUUUCAACAUCUUAACAGGAAAAAUAAAACCCCAGGAUGAUUCUGGAAGAUAUUCUCCUCCUCAGGCAUACAAAAAGCGUGUGGCAGCAUUAGAAGAGAGAGAAAAGGGUGGAGGCAGUCAUGGUAGUAAUCCACAUCAUACAAAACCAGCUGGCAAACCAGAAUAUAAACACCUGGCAAAACCUGAGAGGGAAAUACAGGAGAGAUUAGAUAAGUUAAAGGAAGAUAGAAUACAAAAAGAAAAAAACAGUCCAUCGCAAAAAAAUAUAGAAGAAAGACUUUCAAAGUUAAAAGGAGAAAAUGCAGCCACAGCAGCAGUUUCUAAAAAAACAGCAUACCAUGCUCCAGACAGAAGAACACAGCAGGAUCAAAUUAAUGACUUAUUGGAUGAAAUUGGAGAUGAAAUAGAAAUAGAUUCACAUAGACCUGACCCUGUUAAGGACAUUGAAAAUAGACUAGCUGGUCUGAGAGGAAAUCCAGAAUCUGACAAACCAAGUAAUGGAGAAUCUAAAAAACCAAGUAACAAUCUGAACAGGGAAGACUCACAAGAAACAGUGCCAUAUACAAAGAAUAUAGAUAACACACAAACAACAGACACACGAACAAAUGAUGAGAUUCCAUUAGAAGAAAUGCAGAGGUUGAUAGCAGAGGCAUCAAAAGAGUUAGAUGUAGAUGCACAUAAAGCAUUAGAAGAUCUACAGAAAGACAAAGAUAUCAUGAAAAGACUACAGGAAGUGAAAAAUAAAAAGAAAGAGGAUGUGAAUAAAGAUACUGAUGAAAAAAGUGCCGAUGAAAUAUCUGAUAGUGAUAAUGAGAAUGAAGAAACAUUGACUAUGAAUCUCAUAAAACAAAUAUUAGAAGAAAACAAAUUAGAUGAAGCAGCAGCUAAGGAUGGGGUAAACACUUCAGAGACAAGCUCUUUGAAGGAAGAAAAAAAUAAAACAUCUUCAAAGGAUUCAAAGAAAAGUAAAGAAAAAUCAAAGAAAGACGACAAGAAAUCUAAGAAAGUACUGAAUACAGAGCCAAAAAGACAACAGGUGGAGGAAAACAAUAGUGAUGUUGAUGAUGAUGAUGAGUUGCCAUAUUGUGUGAUGUGUACAGAAGAUGCUUCAAUGCGUUGCCAUGGCUGUGACCUGGACCUAUAUUGUGACAGAUGUUGGAAAGAGAGUCAUGUCCAGUUUGAAAUGGAUGAUCAUGUGACCUCAAAAUAUAUUCAGAAGAAAGGAAGGACUUAGCAACAUUAUACUCAUUUAUACAUUAUCUGCCAUGGCAUUUUUAUUAUGCAAAUCUUUACAUUUGCUUGUUUAGGAUAUGAUAUAGCAUAAGAUUUCAAAGAUACAAUGGUUUUCUCAAAUAUCAUUGAUGACGCCACUUGUAUUCAUUGCCAAUGAUAAACAAGUCCAGAAUAUGUGAAUUAGACACUGAUAUGCAAAGGGAGAUAACUUUAUUUUAAAUUUUUAUGAAUUCUGAAGAUUGCAUAAUACAAUUGUUUUCCAGUAAGCUAUAAUAGUAUCAAUUUUUUCUCUCUUUUUUUUUACACAUUUUUAGUGGUCUCCCUUACCUUUCAAUACAUGCCAUGUCAAUGUUUAGAAAAGAAUUCUAAGUAUUUUAAUUGGCAAAAGAAAUUAAUUAAGAGAAAUGAAUUCUCUUCAUUCAAUAGAAAAGUCAACAAGGAUCUUAAAUAACAAAUAUCAGAUGCACACCACAACCAAUUAGUAUAGGUCAUACUCUUUAAUUUUAAAUUUCAUUUCUAUGUCUGCUACCAUGUUACGCAAUUGUUAAUUGUUACCUAAAUGCUGUUUUAAUGUUUCCUAUCCAAAUCUUAAAUGACAAGUGUAAGCUAUUUUUGCAUCUGUUGUAUAUCCAUAGUUUUCAUACUCAUUAUUUAAAAUUGAUAAAAAAUAAAUCUCCUCUAAAUCCACAGAGUCCCUUAAAGCCAACUUAAUCACAAUUAUUUUAACAUUGUGUAGUUUCAGAGCUAAGCAUAUAUUUUCCGUCUGAUGUAUUAAAAAAUGUCUGUUGUUACUGAAAAAAAUACAUAUUAGAAACUUGAAAAAUCUUUUAUGGCCUUCUGUUUGUAUUUUUUGCUAAGAUUAGUUUAUAGAUUUUGUACAAGUAUUGGCAAAGUUCACAAGAAUUCCAUUUUUAAAUUAGUUGAA
Mytilus trossulus (common blue mussel) is the source of this 2447-nucleotide messenger RNA. RefSeq names its product abscission/NoCut checkpoint regulator-like. Gene Ontology annotation, molecular function: phosphatidylinositol-3-phosphate binding; metal ion binding. Lineage: Eukaryota; Metazoa; Mollusca; Bivalvia; Mytilida; Mytilidae. The record is from RefSeq and is a predicted model, not a curated record. The transcript is spliced from 11 exons. Gene Ontology annotation, cellular component: midbody; centrosome; cleavage furrow. The coding region runs from base 138 to 1523 and encodes 461 amino acids. Gene Ontology annotation, biological process: abscission; mitotic cytokinesis checkpoint signaling.